AAAUCGCUAGUUUUUAUUUUCUUGCUGGCGGUGGGUUGUGGUCUGGCUGUAGGUCUGACAAGAGAAUAUAUUUUCAAUAGUUAUUCAAAAUGGUGGACUGGAGCUCAGCGGUACUGCCAAAAAUACUACAAAGAUCUGGCCACCAUCACCACUAUGGAAGAAAACAGUCGACUUUUACAAUCUGGGUCCAGUAAUUCAGAAAGUUGGAUUGGACUGAACAGAAAAUCAGGCACCUGGGAAUGGUCUGACGGAGAACAGGCUUCUUUCCUGAGGUGGUAUGGUGGCUCACCUUAUUAUCAAUCAUAUUGGUCUAAUUGUGCUUCCACGUCUGUAUCUUAUCCAGGUUUCUGGUUGGAUUACUACUGUAGUAAUGAGAAGACAUUCUACUGUUAUCGGUUCCUGAUCUUGGUGAAGGAGAAGAAGACCUGGGAGGAGGCUCGGGAGUACUGCAGAACAAAUUACACUGGUUUGGCCUCCGUGACCUCUGAGACGAGCCUGCGGCAGCUGGAACUAGAAACGGUGCAAACGCAGACGGAGAGCGUGUGGACCGGCCUGCGCUUCGUGAAUGGACAAUGGCUCUGGGUGAGCGGGGAGCAGCUGGGGAGCCUGGUCUCAAUGCCUUCAUGUCCAGCUCCAUCUUACCGCUGUGGAGCUCUCAACAACAUGACAAGAACCUUGAAGAACCUAAACUGCAAUGAGAGACUGAACUUCGUCUGCUAUUGGCAGUGAUUUUACACAAGGAGAAAUCUCCUUCAGGAAGAAUAUAUUCAUCACUCU
Neoarius graeffei (lesser salmon catfish) is the source of this 777-nucleotide messenger RNA. RefSeq names its product macrophage mannose receptor 1-like. The transcript has 2 exons. Lineage: Eukaryota; Metazoa; Chordata; Actinopteri; Siluriformes; Ariidae. Bases 154 to 729 code for a protein of 191 amino acids. The record is from RefSeq and is a predicted model, not a curated record.